Ostertagia ostertagi is the source of this 669-nucleotide messenger RNA. The record is from the annotation of a GenBank genome assembly. Lineage: Eukaryota; Metazoa; Nematoda; Chromadorea; Rhabditida; Trichostrongylidae.
AUGAGCUUAUUACCAUUUCAGCUUCUUAAAGGAGCAAUAAAAGCUCGUAUCUCACACUCGAUCUCAUUCUGGUUCGUAAUCGCAUACACCUUUAAUCUGGCCACCUAUUUUGCUACAUUCCUCUACGUUUGGCUGCCGACUUUUUUCAGUUAUGAUGAUUAUCACGAGGAAGUUAAGAAAGUUGUCCUUUGGUUUCUUCCUAUUGUGGCCAUCAUUUCCGCAUGGGUAAAUUUCCUCUACAUACUAAGGAAAUCCCCUUACGGCAUCUACAUAUUUAUGAUGGUCCGCAUACUGCGUUCGUUUGGACACAUCGCCACCAUCUGGAUUCCCACGUUAGUCGCGUUCUCGUUUGCGUUCCAUCUGAUCAUGAGAGAUUCGGGCACAGAGCCAUGGGAGAGCCUGAAGACUGAUGACAACGCCACGGUACUGGAGAAACUGUUCAUCAUACUUCAAGCGAUCACCAAAACAUCAACUAUGAUGAUCGGCGAGGUGGAUGCAAAUGACAUUCUUGGCACCCGUCAAUGGAUUCCCAGCAUUCUGGUGCUCGUCUUCGAAAUCAUCACCGUAAUCCUGCUCAUGAACCUCAUGGUAGGUGAAUUUUGUGAUCGAAGCACUACAGCUGAGCGAGCAUGUGGGUGUCGGUGGCUUACCGCUAACUCCACUUCAUAA